GGUCAUUUAAUGUGCAGGCAUUGAAUAUUCUAAGCAAUUUAUUUGUGCUGCUUCUUUAUCGCAUUGCGUGGCAACACUGAAACUGUUUGUUAUUGCGCAAUUCAUUUUGAGGUCCAAAAGAGAAUUGCAAAACAUGCCAAAUCCAAUGCAAAGGUUCGUCUACGUGCUUGGUCAUCGGACCUAUAGCCAAUUGCCCCUACUCUGCGCUGCCGGUGCAAAAGCAAGUCAAUUAACAACAACAAACCCGAUAAUGGCUAACUCUACGCGCCUCGCCUCCUCCGUGCUGGCCACAGAAUCCUCAAACAAAGGCAUGAUCAUAAUUAACCGACCAAAGGCCUUAAAUGCAAUAAAUCUCGAGAUGGUGCGCAAGAUUUACAAGCACUUGAAAAAGUGUGAAAAAUCCAAGUCAUUAAUGAUCAUCAAGGGCACAGGUGAUAAGGCCUUCUGUGCUGGCGGCGAUGUACGUGCAUUAGUUGAUGCUGGACCCACUGAUGAAUCCAAGAGUUUCUUUCGCGAGGAAUAUACAACGAAUGCAUUGAUUGGCAAUUACAAAAUACCCUAUAUUGCAAUAAUUGAUGGUAUUACCAUGGGCGGUGGCGUUGGACUUAGCGUACAUGGCAAAUACCGCGUGGCUACCGAUCGCACGCUUUUUGCUAUGCCCGAGACGGCAAUCGGUCUAUUUCCCGAUGUGGGCGGCUCAUACUUCUUGCCACGCUUGCAAGGCAAGCUGGGACUUUACUUAGGUCUGACCGGAUACAGGCUGCGUGGCGGAGAUGUCUACCAUGCAGGCAUAGCCACACAUUACUGCGAGAGCAGCAAAAUUGCGGAGCUGGAAACUGCGCUGCUCAAUUGUCCAGAUGCUGAUGAUGUGCCAGAAUUGUUGCAAAAGUUCCACUCAAAGCCGGAGAAACCCUUCUCGCUGCAACCCGUGCUCGAUCAAAUUAACAAGAACUUUGCGGCAAGCUCUGUAGAAGGCAUUCUCGAAAAUUUACAAAAUGAUGGUAGCGAUUGGGCAAAGAAAACGCUAGAGAUCCUCUGCAAGGUCUCACCCACAUCAUUGAAGAUUACUUUCCGUCAGCUGGAGCUGGGCUCACAGCUAUCGCUGGCUCAAUGCCUUAUUAUGGAGUACCGCCUGGCUGUGCGUCAUCUGGAUCCACGCGCUGACUUCAAGGAAGGUGUACGCGCAUUACUUAUUGACAAGGAUCAGCAGCCAAAAUGGCAGCCGGCUACGUUAGCUGAGGUGACUGAAGAGCAUCUACAGUGGUUCUUUAAGAAAUUACCCGACACCGAGGAGCUCAAACUGUAAUGUUAUUGGCUAAAGCUUGCACGCUACCCGCUCCAAUUUCGUUUCGACAUUUGCAAGAGUUUGAUUUUGUUAUGCCUGCAUGUUGCCUGUUUGACUUUUGUUACAAUUGGUUAAUUCUUCUUUUUUUUUGUUGAGAGUUACCUUAUUUGGUUGCACACGUUUUUGAAUAUUCAAAGUAAUGCUGCUAAAUGUACGUAAUCUCUUUUAUCUAUUUCUUUCAACAGCGACUAAAACAAUGGGAUUUAUCUUGAGCUCAGAAAUUGAAACGUGAAAUUUUGAUGCAUUUA
Drosophila busckii is the source of this 1593-nucleotide messenger RNA. RefSeq names its product 3-hydroxyisobutyryl-CoA hydrolase, mitochondrial (gene Hibch). Gene Ontology annotation, biological process: L-valine catabolic process. Gene Ontology annotation, cellular component: mitochondrion. The record is from RefSeq and is a predicted model, not a curated record. Gene Ontology annotation, molecular function: 3-hydroxyisobutyryl-CoA hydrolase activity. Bases 134 to 1306 code for a protein of 390 amino acids. NCBI's taxonomy places the organism in Eukaryota, Metazoa, Arthropoda, Insecta, Diptera, Drosophilidae. The transcript is spliced from 4 exons.